Molecule: messenger RNA, 1098 nt
Organism: Orcinus orca (killer whale)
Lineage: Eukaryota; Metazoa; Chordata; Mammalia; Artiodactyla; Delphinidae
Gene: ZNF511
Product: zinc finger protein 511
Exons: 7
Coding region: 1-948 (315 amino acids)
Source: RefSeq, a predicted model, not a curated record
AUGCAGCUGCCACCCGCGCUGCACGCACGCCUGGCGGGGGCACCCGGGUCGGCCGAGCCUCUACCCGUGGAGCGGGACCCCGCGGCCAGGACCGCGCCCUUCCGCUUCGCGCCGCGCCCGGUGCGCUUCCCACGGGAGCACGACUUCUUUGAGGAAGGGGACGUGCAGCGGCACCUCUACCUCCAGGAUGUGCUCACGCAGGUGGGCGGGGCGCCCGAGAGGCCCAGGGUACCCGAGUUCACGUGUCAGGUGGCCGGCUGCUGCCAGGUGUUCGACGCCCUGGAGGAUUACGAGCACCACUACCACACUCUGCACAGAAACGUCUGCUCCUUCUGCAAGCGGGCCUUCCCUUCUGGACACCUGCUGGACACCCACAUCCUGGAGUGGCACGACUCCCUCUUCCAGAUUCUGGCCGAGCGGCAGGACAUGUAUCAGUGCCUGGUGGAGGGCUGCACAGAGAAGUUCAGAACCAGCAGAGACCGGAAGGAGCACCUGGUGAUGCGUCAUCUCUACCCUGCGGACUUCCGCUUCGAUAAACCAAGGAAAAGCAGAGGCCCAGUCAUGCCCGGUGCCGCUGAGCAGGUGUUGGCAGAAGCCCUGGGGGAUGACGGGGUGCCGUCGGAAGGCGACGCCAUGGAAGUCUGCUCUGAACACGUGGAGCCCCCACCAGCACCCGCGGGAGAGAGGCGGGCCUACAGCCACAGGGAGAUGAACUCGUGUCCUUCAGCUGCCCUCGCACAGUUGCCCAGAAUUUGGCCUGAGAGAUACCAUCUACCAUCUGUUUUGGUCAAGGUGCCUCACGAGGAUUUAAAAGGGCCAAGAAGAGAAAUAAGCACCAGUAACGGCGGUUCCUCUGCGGCCCUGUGGCGGUGUUGCCGGGCUUUUCCUCCCCGACGCGGGGGCCCCAGGACCCUGGCCCGUGCCACCCUCCAUGUCGCGGGCCUGUGACCGACUGAACGAGGCUGGUGCCUAUGUGGGAAGCUGUGGGGGAGCCGCGGAUUCCGGGAAGGGCCCCCUCGUGCGGUGACUGGGGUGUGGGGAGCAGCCCCCGCCCCCCAACGUCCUUGUGAAACACGUGGAGUAAAUGGUUAUCAUUAA